UCGUCGUCUGACGCUUCCGAACACGUUGCCCGCCACGCAGAGAACACGGGAGUCCGGUGUAAGCGUGCGGUAUCGAACGGGACACUAGUCGGGCGCGGUAAGGUCCCUAAAACGGUACCGUUCGCGAGCUGGCUGCGACGGCGAUAAUGUCAUCGACGAGGGUUGUGUUCGUAUGGGAGACGAAGACUCGACGGUAUUGCGGUUGAUGCGCCGUUGUAGCUGAUCAGCAGCCCAGUUGCCGUGUUUGGUUCGCGGAUGGUGUUAUUGUUUUUGGUAUUUAAUUGUUGUUUAUCCCCUUUCUAACACGCUCGAUGUCUUUAACGAACGUCUCCGCGGAGAACGACGGACGGAAUUCCCGGUAGACGCAAACGUGGUAGCGGUAGGGGCUGAGAAAACGGGAGGGGGAGACAACGACCUAAUGAAAUAACGAUUAGCCGAACAAAAACAACGAAAACAGCUGGCGGUGUCCGAGAGACGUUUUUCGCUCCACACCGUGGCCAACCUGCCGCAGUGGUUUCCUUAUCGGAAACGAUAACAAGUUUCCUGCAAACAUAUUAUCAUCAUGUCGUUAUCACUACAACUAACCGAGAUAAUGGCUCUAUGAUCAUUUCCGACAAGUAGAAUCUCGUAGUAUGGCGUAAAAUGUAAUCUUGCUUUGUGCAUGAAUCAUUUUCCCCAGAAAUUUUUGUUUUCCGUUUCGUUUCGAUGUCAUUAGAUCUCAAAAGCACGGUUCACCGCUGAAGCGUCUCGACGGCCAACGCUUGCCGAUCAGCAGAUAGUUGAUAUCGUACGUCCUACAAGAUUCCAGCAUCAUGUUUGAAUUAAAAAUAAGCUGACAUUAAUUAAAAUACCGCGCUAUGGCUUUUUUCAUGCAUUUAAGCCGUGAAGAAUAUUCAGAAUUUGUUUGCGGUUGUGGAGCUGCUAUUAUCAAUGUUGGCAUUACCUUUCCUAUAAACAAAGUCAUAUUCAGACAGAUGUUACAUGGAGUAGGCCUUAGAAAUGCAGCUUCUCAACUUGUGAAUGAAGGAUUUUCUACACUUUAUCGAGGAAUUGGCCCACCAUUACUUCAGAAGACAAUCUCGACAUCAUUAAUGUUUGGGACUUAUGAUGCAAUUCAAAAACCACUUUUGGAGUCUGAUUUAGACUCUAGAUUAGCUAAAGUUAUUGCAGCAUUAGUAGCUGGAACAGCAGAAGCCUCAUUAACUCCAUUUGAACGUAUUCAAACACUACUUCAAGACAACCACUAUAAUAAAAAUUUUAUCAAUAUGCGACAUGCAAUAAAAGUGAUUGCCCAUGAUUAUUCCAUUUCUGAAUUUUACCGUGGUCUUACACCAAUUUUACUACGUAAUGGGCCCUCCAACAUUUCUUUUUUUUUCUUACGUGAAGCUGCUAAUUCUUAUAUAGUCAUUACUCCAACAGCAUGGACUGGCUAUAAAUUUUUUAAAGAGUUUUUAACUGGUGCAUUUAUUGGUGCCCUAAAUAGUGCUCUAUUUUAUCCUUGUAAUGUACUCAAAGUGCAUAUGCAAAGCAACUUGGGUGGUCCAUUUCAAAACAUUAAAGAUGCAGCUAUUGAAAUUUAUCGUGAACGUGGUAAUAAAGUGUCAUAUUUUUAUCGAGGAGUUCACAUGAAUUAUACAAGGUCAUUUGUUAGUUGGGGUGUAAUUAAUGUUGCUUAUGAAAAUUUAAAAUAUUUUUUAGUUAAAAAUUAAAUGUUUCUUUGAAUUAGAUAAACUAUUUUAUUUUUAAAU
This is a messenger RNA of Sipha flava (yellow sugarcane aphid), 1748 nucleotides long. Its product is annotated as solute carrier family 25 member 51. The record is from RefSeq and is a predicted model, not a curated record. The coding region runs from base 858 to 1709 and encodes 283 amino acids. The transcript is spliced from 3 exons. NCBI's taxonomy places the organism in Eukaryota, Metazoa, Arthropoda, Insecta, Hemiptera, Aphididae.